AUGGCGUCUUGGCUGUUUGGUGGUUGUCAGGCCGCGAAUGUACCAACCUACUUUGACAUCAGACUCGAUAAUAAUAGCCUCAUGCUUCCUCGUAUUGAUGAGGAUACUAGCUACGGCCACCUCAAUGGCACUGUUGUUCUAUGCUUGAAUAAGCCACUCCCCAUCAAAGAACUCAAGGUCCACACGAGAGGGAUCCAAUAUGUCAACUGGGACUCGGCAACACCAGAAGGCCGACAUAAGAAAGCAGCCUGGCGCGAAACAACAUUCUACCACCAAAUAUGGAGCUUUCUUCCAGAGUCGAACAAAAAUCAGAAAAGUUUACAACCCGGCAACUACGAGUUCCCCUUUUCAGUUACCCUACACAACAGUCUGCCAGAGAGUGUCGAAGGACUAGACGACUGCUACAUUCGAUACGAGUUGACAGCCGGGAUCAACUGUGCAUGGGGAUUGAUCACAAGAUCGAAGGGUUUGAGGGUAUCCAAGGCUCUGAAUCCUCUAUCAUUCCUUGAACCUGAGAGCAUUGAAAGGACAUGGCCUGAAAAGAUCGCAUAUCGAAUCAGUAUUCCAGGACGAGCAUAUCAGCUCGGGGCCCCUAUAAAGAUCGACUUCCGAUAUAUCCCACUCCGAAAAGGUGUUCAUCCUGCCUCAAUCAAGGUGCAACUUGUGGAAUCCCACGUCGUCAUUUCAAGGGCUGGGGGACCAAGACCUAUACGCCAAACUCGAGAGAAGACUAUAAUCGACGAUUUCCUAGAGUUCGACGGUUCUUUAGGGAACGCGGCCGUCACCGAAGAUGCAGAUGGUGAGGGAUGGGAUGCAUUAUCUUAUAUCAUCGUACCUUCAAAGUCCAUCGAGCCCUGUGUGCCAAGUUGCAACACGACUAUUAUUAAUAUAUCCCACACACUCAAAGUGUGUAUCAAGCUUCUAAACCCCAAUGGGGCUUUUUCUGAGAUUGCUGCCUUCUUCCCAAUCUCUUUGUGUCGUUCCCCAAGCACAUUCUCCUCUUGCUCCUUGCUACACAAAGAAUGUCUGAACGGCCUCCAGCCUGCUCCAUCUUACACAGACUAUAUCCAUGACAAACCGUAUUCAGAGUGUGAUGUAAUGGAUAUUCCAGACCAACAGGCUGUGACAGGCCAAAGUGAGGCUCCUAGACCGGCAUACGAGGACAAGGGCUUUUCAGAGGACUUGCUUGGAAUUCCUUGUUAUGAAAGUGCGAUAUGUUCAUUGGCUCCACGGAGUGGGGGAAGCCCUUCUUACUGGGAUGUUGUUUCGAGUCAUGAAUAG
Molecule: messenger RNA, 1281 nt
Organism: Penicillium canescens
Lineage: Eukaryota; Fungi; Ascomycota; Eurotiomycetes; Eurotiales; Aspergillaceae
Product: arrestin family protein
Exons: 5
Coding region: 1-1281 (426 amino acids)
Biological process (GO): ubiquitin-dependent endocytosis
Cellular component (GO): cytoplasm; plasma membrane; cytosol
Molecular function (GO): protein-macromolecule adaptor activity; ubiquitin protein ligase binding
Source: RefSeq, a predicted model, not a curated record